AUGAACAUAAUUCAUUCUCUUAAUCAUCUCAUCAUAUCAAGUUUUGAACUUUCAUCCAUUUUUUCUGAUACUUACUUGAUAUACAACAUGGAAGCAAUAUGGAAUUUAGAAGAUAAAUGGAAAAUAUCGACACGAGGAGCUAUCGCCUUACUGGUAAUUUGCACCUGUUCCUUAGUUAUUGGAACCUGCAUCAUUGCUGCUUUGAGGAGAAAUGCAAGAAGGAGAGCAGAGGAUCAAAAACCGCGUAUUGAUGAUUCAACCAACAUCGAUUGUUCAGAGCCACGAGCAGAGUUGGGUCCGGUGAAGGAGGUGCUAAAAAGAUCUGUGAGGUGGAGCCAAAAAGAGAAACGUCCUUCACCAUUGCUCGUUAGCGGAGAUCAACUAAUUGAAGCUGAUUUUGGAUGUCAAAAUCACGGUUCAGCUUCACCUGUGUGGAAAAGACCUAUACUUAUGGGUGAAAAGUGUGAGCUGCCAAAGUUCAGUGGUCUUAUACUCUAUGAUCAGAGAGGUCACGCCACUUCAUCAAGUCGAUAAAUGGAUUCAAAUACGAUCAGGUAAAACAUAAAUUGGUUACGAGGCAAAAACAUCAGAGAAACAACUACUAAUGAUUUUGAAGAAUUUAUAUUUCUCUUUAUAGUUCAGUUUUUACUAUACUCCGAAAGCAUACGUAUAAGUUCAGGAUGAUUACUUUCAAAAUAAUGGAUGCUGAAGAACACUGUAUUUAUUACCUAUCAGAUGAGAGGCAAAAACAAUCUUAGACACACAAAAACUCCCUACCUCAUUCAUCAGGUCAUUACCUAGGGGCAGAUCUACUGUAAAGCAGACUUAGAAGUUCACGUGACUCAAUAGAUUUUGUCCAGAUCUUUAUAUAUAUAUAUAUAUAUAUAUAUCAAAAACUCCACUAAAUAUCUAUAAUUAUUUAGUGGCCCUCAAUGUUGUUUCAACCCAGAAGAAUCUAUGCAGAAAACAGAUAUUCGACAUUCAACGACUAGGGAACUGCUAGCACCUUGAACUUGGAAUCCCCAUCAUUCUCCAGGCAAUCUAGUGAGAACUUACUCUCACCUAGGACAAAAUAAAGGGAGAUGUACAAAUGAAAAGGUAUACUUGUUAUUUAACAGUUUGAGAAAGAAUGAAAGAUGUAUGUUCACA
Molecule: messenger RNA, 1149 nt
Organism: Solanum dulcamara
Lineage: Eukaryota; Viridiplantae; Streptophyta; Magnoliopsida; Solanales; Solanaceae
Exons: 1
Coding region: 1-534 (177 amino acids)
Source: RefSeq, a predicted model, not a curated record